Messenger RNA from Tribolium madens (black flour beetle), 568 nucleotides. RefSeq lists its product as uncharacterized. The record is from RefSeq and is a predicted model, not a curated record. Lineage: Eukaryota; Metazoa; Arthropoda; Insecta; Coleoptera; Tenebrionidae. The transcript is spliced from 3 exons. The coding region runs from base 80 to 460 and encodes 126 amino acids.
AUUUAAGCAAGAAAUUGAAAUAGUUGGAAUUACAAAAAAUUCCUUAUAAGAGUGAACUUGUUGCUUUGUCGUAAUAACAAUGAAACUCGUUGUGUUGGCGCUUUGGGCGAUUGUCCCCCUAACCGUCGCUCAAAACGAUUCCUCCAAUGACCCAGCGGAAAUUUUACCCAUCGUGCUUCCCCCAGAUGGGCCCCAACUGCUGUGGCAUGCGUUUCAAUCUUUUGUUGCAAACGCAAACAACCCUGACCGACCUUUAGAGAAUCUUAUCGAGGGUAGUCAGGGCUCUGGGAAUUGCGGUUCUACCACUACGAGCGAAAGUCCAGAAGUUACGACGCAAACUAGACAAAAACAAAAAAGCCACGCUGGUGUUAAACAUGGACGAAAAGCAGCCAAAACACAUGCAAAACAUAAAAGUACUGGAAAAUACCACAAAAAGGACAAAAAUCAGGCCCAUCAUUAAUUAUUGUUAGUCAAAAAUGAUUAAAAUGACUGCUUUAAAGCACUAGUGUAACAUUUUCCUCUAGGUUGGUGAUGAAUGUCAAAAAUAAAUUAUUUUUUGAAUUUUGAA